Messenger RNA from Lobosporangium transversale, 858 nucleotides. RefSeq lists its product as hypothetical. NCBI's taxonomy places the organism in Eukaryota, Fungi, Mortierellomycota, Mortierellomycetes, Mortierellales, Mortierellaceae. The transcript is spliced from 3 exons. Bases 1 to 858 code for a protein of 285 amino acids. Gene Ontology annotation, molecular function: SNAP receptor activity. The record is from RefSeq and is a predicted model, not a curated record. Gene Ontology annotation, cellular component: Golgi membrane; SNARE complex; cis-Golgi network. Gene Ontology annotation, biological process: vesicle fusion; endoplasmic reticulum to Golgi vesicle-mediated transport.
AUGCAAAAGACGACACCCUCACGAACACCGAUCUACAAGGACGCUCCUUUGAACAGUCACUCACCUUCUGUCUCUCCUGCUCUGAGCAAUGCCUCUCUUGCCAUAGCACAGGCUACAGGAACAGCUAUACCAACAUGGGAUACGCUGCGCAAGGAUGCUCGCCAUGUCGAAAUCGAAAUUGAAUCAAAAUUGACAACUCUAUCAAAAUCAGUGGUCAAAAUUAACCAAGUUGGACGACAACAGAUCGCUCCAGUACCAUCAGAAUCUGGUCAAGACAGCGGUGCAGGUGUAACUGCCACCCCAGAGGAACUUGAAAAGUCUAUUGAAGACCUGCUUGCGAAGUUGAAUCGGCUGGUGGACGCUAUGUCGGGACAUAUCGAGACACACACUCAAACCAACGGUCAGGCACCUCUGACUAUGGUACACACGCUCCAGAAGCACAGAGAUAGCCUUCACGACUACACAAAGGAAUACAAGAAGACAUGUCAGAACGUACGGGCGGCGAGAGAUCAUGCUCAACUAUUAAGUUCCGUUCAGGAGGAUAUCAGCGUAUUUAAGAACGGAGCUUCAGGAAGCAUGUCAGCCACUGACUACUUGUUGAAUGAGAGGUCAAGAAUCGAUGGCAGCCAUCGACUAGCAGAUAGUGCGCUUGAGCAAGCGUAUGCAACACACGAUGACUUGAGGCGACAGGGAUCGGCGCUGCAGAAUGUCAACCAGAGGAUUAACAAUGUGGCCUCACAGCUCCCUGGUGUGGGUCAAUUGAUUGGUAAAAUUCAAUCAAGAAAGAACAGGGACAAUGUCAUUCUUUCCUGUGUCAUCGGCUCCUGUGUUGUCUUUGUUCUGUACACUAUCAUGUAA